This is a messenger RNA of Leucoraja erinaceus (little skate), 6104 nucleotides long. It is a transcript of the gene tek, whose product is annotated as TEK tyrosine kinase, endothelial. Bases 648 to 3737 code for a protein of 1029 amino acids. The transcript has 22 exons. Gene Ontology annotation, cellular component: plasma membrane; signaling receptor complex. The record is from RefSeq and is a predicted model, not a curated record. Gene Ontology annotation, biological process: protein phosphorylation; multicellular organism development; positive regulation of kinase activity. Gene Ontology annotation, molecular function: transmembrane receptor protein tyrosine kinase activity; protein binding; ATP binding. NCBI's taxonomy places the organism in Eukaryota, Metazoa, Chordata, Chondrichthyes, Rajiformes, Rajidae.
ACCCGAUCAUCAGAUAGACUCAAUUCGUUUUUUUGUUGUUAAUUAUUUGUCCGCCCUGGGACUAACAGAAUCAAGGGACAUGGGGAGAAAGACGGAACGCGGUACUGAUUUUAGAUGAUCUGCCAUGAUUAUAUUGAAUGGCGGUGCUGGCUCGAAGGGCCGAAUGGCCUUCUCCUGCACCUAUUUUUCUAUGAUUGUAUAAGACGUUAAACAUGUCUGUGUAACAACCAUUACAAACUGCAAUUUUGGUUCUUGAGUUGGUGUUUGAGAAAGCCGCUGCGAGUUGUUUUCAGUACAUUGCUCCGUGCUGUUGACUAUUUCAAGGGUGCCAAACUCCUUGGCUGUGUGCGCGCUGCCGCAUCCGAUACAACAGUCCUGAGCCGUUCCCACAGGAAACAGGAAAGGAGAACAAUCACCCACUUCCCUGGGUCAGAGGAGCUGGAAUCCGCCUUGUCCUCAACCUUGCAAUAUUUCAGCCAAUUUUCUGAUCCAGUUUUUAUUUUUUAAAGAAUUGUCCCUUGCCCAAGUUCUGUGACACAAGCGAAAGAUCAGAGAGAAAACCAGUCACAUGGAUAUAAUAAUGGGGGAACAGCGAAAACGGAAUAAACCCGUGAUGUGAAAUUGACCGAAUACCGUGUGGCCCAGUAAUGGAGUUACUGGGAAUUUUGAUCAUUCAUGUUACCUGUUGGUUAAGUCCAGAUUUAGUCGAGGCAUUGCUGGAUUUAACAUUAAUAAACUCCAGCCCUCUAAUCUCCACAUCGGAAACCUCAUUCAUAUGUGUCCUUCAUGGCUCACCUAAUCCUGACCGGAUAUCAGUUGCACGUGAUAUCGAUGCCUACCAUGAUCAGCUACAGAGCCCUCUGGAACAAAGAAUGACUGAAAACUAUUCUUCAAGUGUUUUGUGGAGUAUAGACAAGAAACGUGAAGGCGAAGGUGUAUUCUUCUGUGAGGGAAGAGUGAAAGAAGAAGUUGCGCGAAUUACUACAAUGAAGAUGUUACAAGAAGCUCACUUCUUGCCAGAUUUACUUACUAUUACUGUGAGUAAAGGUGAAAGCGCUACCAUUCGGUUCCACCGACAGCACAAGACAGAAGCAGAUUUAAUGAUCUAUAAAAAUGAUACAUUCAUCUCGUCCGUUCCUCAUAAUGACAUCACGAAUAUUUCGGAAUAUCAUAUCCCCUCAGCCAGCUUGGACAAUGCAGGUGUCUACGCCGCAUAUCUGAUCGGACAGAGCAAUUCGUCCAUAGCCUUUACACGGCUGAUAGUCAGAAAGUGCAAGGCAGGAAAAUGGGGAGUCGACUGUACAAAGGACUGUCCACUGUGUGUGAAUGGAGGGAUUUGCCAUGAUGAGUGGGGACAUUGCAUCUGCCCACCAGGUUUCAUGGGCAAACAAUGUGAAUCAGCCUGUGGCGAGAAUACAUAUGGCCAGAACUGCACAGGAGCAUGUAAAGGAGGGAACUGCAGAUUGUCCAUGUUCUGCCUGAUGGAUCCAUAUGGCUGUUCCUGUGCAACAGGAUGGAAAGGGCUUCAAUGUGAUGAAGCUUGCGACCCUAAUUAUUAUGGGGCCAAUUGUCAACUCAAGUGUGAUUGCUACAAUGGUGAAAAGUGUGAUCGUUUCCGAGGUUGCCUGUGCCUGCACUGUGAGAAUGAAGGUUUUGGCAUUAUGCUUCCCCAGCUGGUGAAUUCCAAUGGUAACAUUGAGGUUAACACAGGAGUGACAAUGCAGAUCAAUUGUACUGCAACUGGACAGCCACGAUCAGUGGAUGGAAACAUACAGCUUAUCACACCCGAUGGAACGGAAGUAAAUCUCACAUCCACAAGAAUUAUUACACACCCAUUCAAUCACACCAUUAGCACAUUCUCAGUGCCAAAAAUGUCCCCAUCGAAUUCAGGGGAGUGGAUCUGUCGUGUUAAAACUCCAACUGGCAUGGCCGCAAGAUCAUUCAACGUCUCAGUGAAAGUCCCUCCUUCACCUCAGACUCCUCCAACCAAGGCCAAGAGCGGCACACGAUACAUUAUUGUUAAUGCCAACGUUGAGCCGCACAUGGGUGAUGGACCUAUCGUCCAGACCAAACUCUUGUAUAAGCCCACUGGAGCACUGCAGUCAUGGUCAGCAGUUGAAGUAACAGAUGCGUCGGACGUGGUGAAACUGGACAAUCUGCAACCAAUGUACCAAUACAAUGUAUGUGUUCAACUGAGCCGCCCAGGAGACAGAGGAGAGGGACAUCCCGGUCCGGUGGCAAGUUUCUGGACCGAUUGCGCAAAACGGCCUCCCGCUCCCACCAACAUCAAGAUUUUUAACAUCUCUGACUCUUCAGCUUUCAUAUCCUGGGGAAUUGACGGUGGCAACUCGAUAUCUUCUAUCAUCAUACGUUACAAAAUCUUUGGGGCUGAUGAUUACACCCAGGAGACAGAAAUCAAAAUGAAAGACACCAUUGCUUCGCAGUUUCAACUGCGAGGCCUGGAGCCAAAUUCACCAUACCUAGUGGAACUUUGUGCGAAGAACAAUAUUGGUGAGAGCGAACCCAACCCAACAAUGGAACUGCAUACACUACAGGAGUCUGCAGCUCUCGUUCUACAACAUGGAAGGCACCUGUUGCUUUAUGCUAUUCUGGGAUCAGCAGGAAUGACGUGCCUGACCAUUCUAUUAGCCUUUUGCAUCGUGCUUCAUUUCAAGCGGAGCAACUUCCAACGGAGAAUGGUUCAGGCUUUUCAAAACAGCACGCGAGAAGAGCCGAUAAUCCAAUUUAAUGCAGGGACCCUGACACUCUCCAGGAAAACAAAGCCUGAGCUGCUCAUGCCAAUCGUCUACCCUGUCCUUCACUGGGAUGACAUCAAGUUUGAAGACAUUAUUGGUGAAGGGAAUUUUGGACAGGUCUUGAAGGCUCGUAUUAAAAAAAACGGGCACAAGAUGAAUGCUGCCAUUAAAAGAAUGAAAGAAUAUGCCUCCAAGGAUGAUCAUCGGGAUUUUGCUGGUGAAUUGGAAGUCCUCUGCAGGCUUGGUCAUCAUCCAAAUAUCAUCAAUCUGCUUGGAGCCUGUGAACACAGGGGAUACCUCUACGUGGCCAUUGAAUUUGCGCCACACGGGAACCUGCUGGAUUUUCUGCGCAACAGCAGAGUACUGGAGACUGACCCGGACUAUGCCAUUGCCCACAGCACAGCCUCCACCCUCUCCUCCCAGCAGCUGCUGCAGUUUGCAGCCGAUGUCGCCAAGGGCAUGGAUUAUCUCAGCCAAAAGCAGUUAAUUCACAGGGAUCUUGCAGCUAGGAAUGUACUUGUAGGAGAUGGCUAUGUCGCAAAGAUCGCUGACUUUGGAUUGUCUAGAGGAAAGGAAGUGUAUGUAAAAAAAACAAUGGGAAGACUACCAGUCAGAUGGAUGGCCAUUGAAUCUCUAAAUUACAGCGUUUACACGACCAAUAGCGAUGUAUGGUCCUACGGCGUCCUUUUGUGGGAGAUUGUUAGCCUGGGUGGCACACCCUACUGUGGAAUGACCUGCGCAGAACUCUACGAGAAGCUGCCACUAGGAUACCGGAUGGAGAAACCACCCAAUUGUGUUGAUGAAGUGUAUGAAUUGAUGAGACAGUGUUGGAGAGAAAAGCCUUAUGAGAGGCCGAUGUUUGGUCAGAUACUGGCACCGCUGAACAGAAUGCUUGAGGAGAGGAAGACCUAUGUGAACACAACACUUUUUGAGAAAUUCACCUACGCUGGCAUUGACUGCUCUGCCGAAGAAGCUGGAUAAACAGUUCGUGAGGAUAAGCAUCGCAGAAAUUAAGCCAAAUUGCAUUAGUACACUAUUGUAAAAUACAGAUCACCAUCAAAUAUAGCAUUACAAUAUAUACUAGAAAUAUACUAUAUUAUAUUUGUGAUGUGAAAGGUAUUGAAAGUGAAUGUUUAAGGAAUUAUUGCAAGCUCCCAAAUUGUUACUAGUUUUGAAAAUUGGUUAAAAGCCAUAAUGCUUUGAGAAUUUCCAUGCUAGUGAACACAAUAUUAAUAAAUUUACACCCAAAUGGAAAUAUGCCACACAUUGAUCUUGAAUUGGAAACACCUUUGCAUUAAUCUUAAAUUCAUCCCUUAGUGGAGAGGUUAAUUUUAUUUAAACCACCUAUAUGGGCUUUUUAAGCGUGUGAAAUAUUCCCGCAUCGUAACUUUAAGCCUUCAGGGAAAAUAACACACAGACAGAAAUUGUAGAUUAAAAAUGGUGCAAUAAAGAAAUGCUUUCACGGCUUUAGAACAUCACAACUACUUUAUACCAAUGUAUAAACUUUCUAGAGUGAAAUCACUUCAAAAAACAGUGUGAUAAUGAACAGAUAAACUUUGUUCCAUUGUAUUGGUAGAGUGAUAAAUUCCCAGAUUUAGACCUUUUAGAGAUACAGCAUGGAAACAGGCCCUUCAGCCCACGGAGCCCAUACCGACCAGCAAUCACCCCAUACACUAGCACUAUCCUACACACUAGGGGCAAUUUACAAUUUUAGCAAAAGACAGUUAACUUACAUACCUGUACAUCUUUGGAGUGUGGGAGCAAACCCAGGCAGUCACAGAGAGAACGCCCAACUCCAUACAGACAGCACCCGUAGUCACGACUGUACCCGGCUCUCUGGUGUUGUCAGGCAGCAACUCUACUGCUGCACGACUGUGCUACCUCUUGCUGGGGAGAAUUCUUGGCCUUUCGUGAAAAAAUUGUAGUGGGACUCUUUCUCUUUGUGGUCAAUAUGGCAGGUAGGUAGUAGAUAGAUUCCAACAUGGAAGUAGAGCUGUAUAGUAUUUAGAUGUUGCAGUGGCCCAGUUAUUGGCAAUUAUAUAUUUGUCUUUUGUUCUUGGCAUUUCAUUAUUGAACAACUUGCAGUUGAACAUGCCAAGGUAAUAGCUUUUUUGAUUUUAAUUACAAGGGCAUCUAAUCCAAGGCAAAAUUCUCAAUGCUACAGUUGUUAUUGAAUAUUAAUUCUGUUUAUUUCCAUGGUGCCCUGUACAAUGCCCAGGCCUAAAACUGGGGCUGUGGCACAUUGCAAACAUGAACAACAUCAAAAUAGGAACACUAAGUUAAAAGAAAUGUGUUAGAUUUUGAACCUGUGAACUUGAACUCAUUUUUUAAAAUCAAACUACCACAACUUCUCUUGGAUUUCCAAAAAACCCACUAUUUUUAUAUGACUCGGUCAAAACCUAUUUAAUUCCUGUUACAGCAAAAUACAAGUAGUUAGUGCUGCUGCUUCACAACUCAACUGAUUUGGGUUCAAUUCUGAUGCUGUCUGUGAGGAGUUUAUGUUUAGUUUAGUUUAGUUUAGAGAUAUAGCGCAGAAACAGGCACUUCGGCCCACCGAGUCCACACAUACUCUAACACUAUCAUAGAGUAGGGUCAAAUUACAUUUAUACCAAGCCAAUUAACCUACAAACUUGCACGUCUUUGAAGUGUGGGAGGGAAUCGAGUAUCUCGGAGAAAACCCACGCAGGAAUGUACAAACUCCAUACAGACAGCAGCCAUAGUCAAGUUCGAACCCGGGUCUCUGGCGUUGUGAGGCAGCAACUCUACCGCUGCGCCUCUGUGCUCUCUCUGUGACCAUAUGGGUUUCCUCCAGGUGUCUCAACUUCGUCCCACAUGCCAAAUAUGUGCUGGUUAACUCCUUCUGUAAAUUAUCCCUGGAACAAAUGGAUGGAAAGGAAAUCGGGGGCAGUUGAUGGGGAUAAAGAGGAAAGGAUUGAGAUUAAAGGCAGUGGGUGCUUGUUCAUGGAUACAUUGAACCCGCAUGCCUGUUUCCAUGAUGUGUGACUAUAGGUUAUAGCAUAGCCACAUUUAGUCAAAGGUAAUAUUUAAAAAUCUGCUUUAAAAAAAAUAAUUGCAUCGAUAUUUGUGUCUGACUUCAUGCAUGUAAGCAUUUUCUCCCACUAAUGUGCAGUAUUACAUGUCAUGUAUAUCUACGCUGGAUGAUAAUUUUGAAAGGAUGCAGUACCUUAGUGAAUCAGUAUGCAGUGAUCUCCAGCAUUGUUUGUUAUUCAUACACCAACGCAUUGGUUUGAGAAGAUAAUAAAAUAUUCUCCAUUUCUACCAAAUUACUUACGUUUAUCUCUGUAUCUGUUUAAUUCCAUAUGGUAAAAUAAAAUUAUUUGACAACUA